UUUUUUUCUUUUUCCAGUUCGAGGACCCUCUAUAGACUCCGGAGCCUUUCCUUCCGGAUUCGUGCACAUCGACGCUCAUCUCGCGCUUUCUCACGCCUUCUCAGAUUUCCUCUCCUUCUCCCCCCACCCCACCUUCCCCCUCUCUCUUAUACGGCUCUGAAUAAAUGCUCCGGAUUUUCAAGGAAUUCUUCUGCAAGAUUUCUGUGUACGGUGAGCAUUUGGACAACCAAUUCUGUCCUCUUGAUCCUGCUCCACACCAGAACGAAAAGGACUGGUUUUGAACCCACCUUAGAAGAGGAAAAGAAGUGGGGAUGAUGGAGGGGGACACCUUCUCAGGCCUUGACAAUGGAACCCAAGCGGACAACAAGGUCCUCCAGGGCUUCAAGAAGAGCUUUGUCCAGGUCCAAAGCAUCCUGGAUCAGAACAGGCUGCUGAUCAAUGAGAUCAACCAGAACCAUGAGUCGAAGAUCCCCGACAACCUCAGCCGGAAUGUCGGCCUCAUCCGUGAGCUCAACAACAACAUCCGGCGAGUCGUCGACCUUUACGCCGAUCUCUCCUUCUCCUUUACCAAAUCCAUGGAAGCGUCAUCGGAGGGGGAGUCAGACGGGAAGCCCGGCCACAAGAGAACUAGGCCUGGCUAGAGAAGCAUGACAAAAAGGCAACGCUUUUGCCCACGGCAGCAUGGAACUUGAUAGACUCGCGGAGACACAGAGAGAAGCCGUACUCUGCUCUUCUUCAUAAUAACAGGUGAUUACUUGCCAUGUUGUAAUCCAGCGCAACUCUCAUUGUCUUCUAUCUCAUUCAUAUGAAGCUCUCUGCCUACCUUGUAGACUAUGUUGUUUAAGUGUACCUCUGUUUCUGGUUCUUAUGAGCAUAGCUUUGGUCAUGGAAUCAAGGUCUCUUUAGCUUAAAACUAGGAAAACCUUUUCAUCAUUUGUGUGAGAUGGGUUGUCUGUAAUAAUGAUUUAAGACAGCAGCAACAAAGCAACUAUGGAUAAUUUUUUUUGUCUUCUAA
Messenger RNA from Phoenix dactylifera (date palm), 1015 nucleotides. The record is from RefSeq and is a predicted model, not a curated record. NCBI's taxonomy places the organism in Eukaryota, Viridiplantae, Streptophyta, Magnoliopsida, Arecales, Arecaceae.